Molecule: messenger RNA, 1978 nt
Organism: Pyrenophora tritici-repentis Pt-1C-BFP
Lineage: Eukaryota; Fungi; Ascomycota; Dothideomycetes; Pleosporales; Pleosporaceae
Product: Mating-C multi-domain protein
Source: RefSeq, a predicted model, not a curated record
GCGCAUCCAUCGCCCGCGUCUCUGGUCAUCAACCCGCCUCUGGCCUCAACUCACCACCUGCAUACGAUACGCUCGCCCGUCCACAUGGUUGGCAAAGCUGCUCCGCCCUUGUCGCCUCGUUGACCGCUCGCUUGCUUAGUUGUCUCCCGCUGGCUGGGGCUCACUCUCAGUCCACCAUCCUUGCGAAUCUCACAAGGCCCUUGACUCUUGUCGGGCAGCGCUGUCGGUCUUGUAUUCCACGGCGUUGACGACUCUACGUUGGGGGGGUGGUAUUCAGGGUGGCACAAAUGGCGUGACACGACGGGAGCGAGCGCUUGACGAGGCGACAGGGCUGUCAUGCAGAAGCGACAUUGAUGCGCUUGUUAUACCUUCUGGAAUAACGUCAUUUUUGUAAGUUUCAAUUUGAUCAACCAUGGUUCUCCAUUACCUCGUGAACAGAAAAGGCGUCGAUGUACUCGUGUACGUCAAUGGCACGACACCAACCGUGUACUCUCUCACGAUGAAACGAAACAACAUGCAGGCCACCAUCUCUCUAGAAUGCUCCCUGCACGUCCGUGGCUUCGACGACGUCGAGCAGACCUUCACCAUCGACUACGGUGCUGACGAUCUGAUGCCUGGCACUGAUCUUAUCGAUCUUGUCAAUCUGGAGGAUUCUGAGUACACGCUUCCGUCACUGGGUCAUCUGCAAAGAAUAACUCGGCCGGGAGCAAGUGCCGACCUGAAGAUCUUGCGUCUGAAGAUUCGGAAGCCGUGUCCUAUCUGGUGCCCUCCCUCUACCGGCAGGAUAGCACCCAAACAUGAUUCAGAUGCUGCAUUCACUCACCUCAGUCAACUCGCACAAUCGACAAUGGUCCAUGUCCUUUUUGACUACACCUGGGUUCAUGUUAACAAUCGGCCCAUGCUCAAAGAUAUCUUCGACGACGAACAACGAAAAGCCUUUUCCACGCUUCCUAAGUCGCCAGUAUUCGAGGAACAACACAGGAAAGAGAAGUGGACGGUCUUCAGUCCUGUUGACCCCCCGGCCGCUGCUCCACCACCUUACACAAACAAACGUCCAAGAUCGCCAAAUACCUCUAGUCCAGUGUCUGGGGCACCGUAUCAGAAGCGUGUCCAUUCGUUCUUCGACAUCACUGGGUCACCGACCGAGAAAGCUACUACAGCAUCGUCACCGAGUUCCUGCUCUCCUCACCCUGAUGAUUAUCCAUCUGCCCUGAAUACAUCGCCAACCCCCCGAUCUCCCUACGCCACCGACAAUCUAUCCGCCCCGAAAACGUCGCCGCCUCCCCGAUAUUCUCGCCCUAUCAACAACCCACCUACCAUACAGAACAUCAAAGACCUUGUCAAAGAUGCCGCGAAUGAGGCAACGCAGGGCUGGUUGAAAGGCUUCAAAGACACUCUGAACGUGGCAACAGAGGACCGGUUGGCACGCUUUUUUGAGGAGAUGGCUGACCACGUGGAACAAGAAUGCAAGCAAGCAGGCUUUGAGCUCGCUGAUACUCUGGAGGAUCAUGAGACGAACAUCCUUAUUGUCAAGGAGGACCAGCUUGCGGAUUUCCAUCGCGUCCUCGAGGACGUUAUGGUCACAAUCAAGGGCAAGAUAGAUGAGUUCAAGGAAACAAUAGAAGAGCUUAAGGAUGCUGCAGAACUGGACAUUGCUUAUUCCACGGCGCAUUUCCAGAGGAGGUAUCGUCCUGCCCAGUACCGGCAGUCCCUGAAAGACACAUGGAAGUUGUUGGCAGAGGAAGAAGCGGUGUACAACAAGGAAGAGGCAUUGAUCGAGGAUGAGCAGGCGAUUAUUGAUGACCAGCGACGGGUUCUGGCGAGAAAGAGGCGCCUGGUCGCAUCGCGCAGGAAACUUAUACAGCGCAAGAGGAAGCUCUUAGAGUGUGAACAGAAUCAGGGUACACAAUCUCCGGAGGUGCCGUCGUUGCCGGAGUUGUAGUACAUUGUCGCAUUAAAGAUCAAUGUGCCUACACUA